Aspergillus candidus is the source of this 1545-nucleotide messenger RNA. Its product is annotated as histidine--tRNA ligase. The transcript is spliced from 3 exons. Lineage: Eukaryota; Fungi; Ascomycota; Eurotiomycetes; Eurotiales; Aspergillaceae. The record is from RefSeq and is a predicted model, not a curated record. Gene Ontology annotation, biological process: mitochondrial translation. The coding region runs from base 1 to 1545 and encodes 514 amino acids. Gene Ontology annotation, cellular component: mitochondrion; cytoplasm.
AUGGGCAAGGAUAACAAGGUGUCGUUCAACCUCAAGACCCCCAAGGGCACCAAGGACUGGGCCGGGUCGGACGCCCUCCUCCGCGACCGGAUCUUCACGACCAUCGCCAACGUCUUCAAGCGCCACGGCGGCACCGCGCUCGACACCCCCGUCUUCGAACUCCGCGAGAUCCUCGCCGGCAAGUAUGGCGAGGACUCCAAGCUGAUCUACGACCUGCAGGAUCAGGGCGGCGAGAUCUGCUCGCUGCGCUACGACCUGACGGUGCCGUUCGCCCGCUGGCUCGCCAUGAACACCGACGUCCGCAGCAUCAAGCGCUACCACAUCGCCAAGGUCUACCGCCGGGACCAGCCCGCCGUCAGCAAGGGCCGCAUGCGCGAGUUCUACCAGUGCGACUUCGACAUCGCCGGCCAGUUCGACCCCAUGGUGCCCGACGCGGAGGUCCUGCGCAUCGUGACCGAGGUCUUCGAGGAGCUCGGCUGGCAGGGCCGCUACGGCAUCAAGAUCAACCACCGGAAGGUGCUCGACGGGCUGUUCGAGGUCUGCGGCGUGCCGCAGGAUAAGAUCCGGCCGAUCUCGAGCGCCGUCGACAAGCUGGAUAAGAUGCCGUGGGCGGAGGUGCGCAAGGAGAUGGUCGAGGAGAAGGGUCUCGACGGGGAGGUGGCCGACCGCAUCGAGAAGUACGUGAACCUGAAGGGCGGCCGGGACCUGUUGAACUCGCUGCUGCAGGACGAGGCGUUGGUGGCCAAUGCCUCGGCCAAGGCGGGUCUCGACGACAUGGGCUUGCUCAUGGAUUAUUUGGACGCGUUUGGCGUGCUGGACCGCAUGUCUUUUGACUUGAGUCUGGCGCGUGGACUUGAUUACUACACCGGCGUCAUUUACGAGAUCGUCACCGAAGGCUCCGCCCCGCCAGCGCAGUCAGCGGAAGAGACCCCGAAGCCCAAGUCAAGCAAGAAGAGCAAGAAGGGCAGCAACGGCGACGACGACGACCGGUCCAACGACCCGACGGUGGGCGUGGGCAGCGUGGCGGCGGGCGGCCGCUACGACAACCUGGUGGGCAUGUUCCAGCCCAAGGCGCAGAUCCCGUGCGUGGGCGUGUCAUUCGGCGUGGACCGCAUCUUCUCCAUCACCAAGGCGCGUCUCGAGCGGGACCAGAGCGCGGACGUCCGCAGCAGCGAGGUGGAUGCCUUCGUCAUGGCGUUUGGCGGCAAGGGAUUCACGGGGAUGUUGAAGGAGCGGAUGAGCGUGUGUCAGGGUUUGUGGAAUGCCGGACUUAAGGCCGAAUUCUCCUACAAAGUCAAGCCCAAACUCCCGCAGCAAUUCAAAGCCGCCGAGCAAGGCGGCGUGCCCUUCGCCGUCAUCCUGGGCGAGGACGAGAUGGCCGCCGGCAAGGUGCGCAUCAAGGAGAUGGGCCUGGAAGACGGACACCCGGAGAAGGAGGGCGUGCUGGUUGAUCUGACGGCCCUGCCGACGGAGCUGAAGACGCGACUGGAUGCGAAGAAGAGCGUGGCGGGGGUGACGCAGCAGUUGGAGCAAGUUACUGUUUAG